AUGCCAGCCAGCGAUGCUGCAGGGGAGAAGAAGAAAGGAGACGCAGGCGAGGAAGCAGUCGACGGCCUCCAGGUGGUGCAAGUUGAAGAUGACGAAGAAGAGAAGAAGAAGAAGCCAAGGGAGGAAGACGAAGACGAGGCCAGCCAGCAAGGGACGGCCACGCGACGGCGAGCUGCAGGGCUAGUCAGGGAAGAUGCAGGCAGAGAAGAAGAAGAGAAGAAGAAGAAGAAGAAGAAGAAGACAGAAGAUGAGAGAAGAGAAGAAGAAGAAAAAGAAGAAGAAGAGAAGAGAAGCUCUUGCUGGAGUCUUCAGUCUCUCGAGUCUCUUCUUCUUCUCUUCGUCUUCACUGCUGGUUUCUUCUCUUCUUCUCCUCCCACUGACUCUUCCACCUACUGCUCUUCUUCUGCCUGCCAUCGACUGCUCUCUCUUCCUCUCUCCCUCAGCUUCAUCUUCUCUUCUUCUUCUCUUCUUCCUUUUCUUCUUCUUCAACUUUACUUUUUCUUCUUUUUUACCUUUUUUUACUUUUUUUCUGGCUUUUUUUCUUUUUUUCGCCGUCGAUUUUUCUAUCACUCGCAGGCGCUGGACUCUCGGACUUCAAGAUAUCAAACAGACAGACAGACAGACCAAGACGCAGACGCAGACGAAGACGAAGACGAAGACGAAGACGAAGAGAGACCUCGUAUCCCUCUCUGCGGCCUCUUCAGCGACAGCCUUGACUCGCUAGCCAGCCUCGAGCAGACGACUUCUGGGAGUUUUGCGUCUGCUUCUGCCUAUAAAGCUCCCUCGCCCGCCGCCACCACCACCACCACCAACAUCUACACCCUCGAUAUAUCACUGUAUAUCACUACUAUAUCACUAUAUAUUAAUAUAUAA
Trichophyton benhamiae CBS 112371 is the source of this 873-nucleotide messenger RNA. RefSeq lists its product as uncharacterized. Lineage: Eukaryota; Fungi; Ascomycota; Eurotiomycetes; Onygenales; Arthrodermataceae. The transcript has 4 exons. The record is from RefSeq and is a predicted model, not a curated record. The coding region runs from base 1 to 873 and encodes 290 amino acids.